AUGUUCUGGCAGGCAGAGCAGAGUCGGGAGCAGGGUCCUGGGAUCGGCCAUGUGCUGACAGGCAGAGCAGAGUUGGGAGCGGGCUCCUGGGAUCAGCCAUGUUCUGACGGGCAGAGCAGAGUAGGGAGCAGGCUCCUGGGAUCGGCCAUGUUCUGGCAGGCAGAGCAGAGUCCUGCUACGUGGCCACCACUGGGAUCCUGUAACGGAACACAACAGUCCCCAAUAGACAUUGCACAGGAUACUGUCCAGUAUAAUGGCAGCCUUGGUUCCAUCAUAUUUACUAACUACAGCAACAGUAACACCCUCCUGACAAUCAGUAACACCGGACACACAGUGGAAGUCGCCAUUGGAAACGGAGUCUCGGUAUCUGGGGGCGGUCUUCCUUCCGUGUAUACAGCAAUUGCAUUUCAUUUUCACUGGGGCAAUAUAAGCAAUGGAUCUGAGCACAGGCUGUCUGGGAAGCAGUAUCCUAUGGAGAUGCACAUCGUUCACACCAAGAAUGGGAUGACUCUGACAGACGCCAAAAAGGACAGAACUGGGAUUGCCGUGCUGGGAUUCUUCAUUGAUAUCAUGGAGUCGGCCAACACAUCACAGCUGUCGAUGAUCUCCGGAGUAUUAAAUGAAGUCUCCAUUCCCGGAACAACGCUGCCAUUAAAUUAUACUCUCUCACUCGAUACACUCCUGGGUAAUGUCAAUCGUACAAUGUACUAUCGAUAUCUUGGCUCACUCACCACUCCAACAUGUGAUGAGGCUGUAAUCUGGACUGUCUUCAAUAAUCCAAUAUUAGUCCCCACCCAGGUGAUACAAUCGUUUUCAUCUGCUCUCAAAUCCAAUGCCUCAGGAAUGUUAGAGACAAUUAUGAAAAACUUCCGGCCUCCUCAAUCUCUCAAUGGUCGACAAGUGCAAUCUUCAUUCCAAAGAAGCCAAUCUGUAAACAGCACAACAGCACCAAAUACCACAAGCGCAACAGCACCAAAUACCACAAGCGGUUCAUAUGCCAGUCUGCAGAAUAGUGCAACCCUUUUCAUUGUCAUGAUGCUUCUUCUACUGAAUUAGAGAUUAUCAUAAAUGUAACCUCACCAAGAUGUCGCCUCAAACACGAGUUCUCCACCACAAACUAUGUAAAAGUAAUAUAUGCAGACACCAGCUUCCCCAUAUCAUGUAUCUCUAAUCCAAGUCUAAGGAGUGAAUUUACUAAGCAGCGGGAGGAAACAGAUGGCUUGCCGGCAGUUUGAUACAGUUACAAUUCUGCGGUAACGUCCAUUGGUGUACAAUAGUCAAACGCUGGGAUUGUCAACACUUCAUCUAAUAAUUGUUUAAAAGAAGAUUAAUUGUGGUAAUAUUUUAUAACAGGGACAUUUAUUAUUUUAUGAUACGGCACCAUUUAUAUAUACACAUAAAAUAAGGAACGUUGCCCGAGUCUUUU
Pseudophryne corroboree (corroboree frog) is the source of this 1426-nucleotide messenger RNA. RefSeq names its product carbonic anhydrase 4-like. Gene Ontology annotation, molecular function: carbonate dehydratase activity; zinc ion binding. Gene Ontology annotation, cellular component: plasma membrane. The transcript is spliced from 7 exons. NCBI's taxonomy places the organism in Eukaryota, Metazoa, Chordata, Amphibia, Anura, Myobatrachidae. The record is from RefSeq and is a predicted model, not a curated record. Gene Ontology annotation, biological process: one-carbon metabolic process. Bases 1 to 1056 code for a protein of 351 amino acids.